UACCUAUGCUGUUAUACUGGCGCGCAGUAUCUUCAUCUCUGAUGAAUAACCUCUAAAUUCACUACACAUAAUACAACAUACUGUAUCACUCUCUGCAGUGUCCUGGUGUCCUGUAUGUUGCAAGUGUCGCAAGUCGUAACGACUGUGUGGUAUACCUGCGUUCUGGAAAAUAGAUUUUCGCUGGUUGUAGUUUGUAAUUGUUGCAAGGACGACGAUUGUGUUUAUAAAUAGUAUUGACCAAAAAACGGCUAGCGCGAUUCUGCCAGUCUGCAGACUGCCAGACUCCAUGUAAUCUCACCCUCAGAGUGCUGCAGCCAAACGCAUGCGCGCUAACUCAAAACGAACACUCGGUGCACUCGUGCGCUCGUGCGUUUCGUCAGAGAUUAGAAGUCUAGUCUCUGGUUUCGUUUCCCUCCCGCUUCAGUAGACGCCCAGACGAGAGCACUAGUGCGAACUUUACUUCACGUGGACAUACUUCAUUUGAAAAAGUAGCGUUUUCCUUUAAAAUUCCUAACCUUAUAUCCACGUAAUUACGUGGAUUUGGUGCGAAUAGACACAGCGUAGAGAAAUCAUCUCAAUUCGGCCGGAGCCAUGGCCGAUUUCCUAGACUCCGAGGCCGAGGAGAGUGAGGAUGAAAUGUUGGAUGCAAAAGACAAGAAAAAAUUGAAAAGAAUUGCUGCCUCUGAUAGUGAAGAGGAAGAGGAAGAUGACGAAGAAAAGCUUAGAGAAGAGCUUAAAGAUCUCAUAGACGAUGCCCCUAUUGAGGAAGACGAAAGUGAUGGAGAGGAUAGCGAUAAUUCCACCAAUUCUAAAAAACGAAAAAAAAGCGAUGACGAAGACUUUGAUGACCGUCUUGACGAAGAAGACUAUGACGUUAUUGAAGAAAAUCUCGGUGUUAAAGUUGAAAGAAAACGAUUUAAACGGUUGAAAAGAAUAAAAACUGAAGAAUCUGAAGAUGAGCAAGAACAAGAGCCAGAGGAGGAAAGAGAUGCUAUCGCAAAUGAACUUUUUCCAUCUGAAUUGGGGUCUGGUGACGAGGAUGAAAGGAGAAGCGAACGUAGUGUGAGACCUGCCCCAGAAGCUGAUAGAUACGGAGGAAGUGAAGAAGAGUCUGAUGCCGAUGAUUUCAUUGUGGAUGACGAUGGUAGACCUAUCAGUGGAGGUAAAAAAAAGAAAAAGCACAUCUUUUCAGACAGUGCUCUUCAAGAGGCCCAAGAUAUUUUUGGAGUGGAUUAUGAUUUUGACGAGUUUAGAAAAUAUGGCGACGAUUAUGAAGAGGAGGAUGAAGAGCAAGACGAAGAAGAUGAGGAAGAUGACUAUAUUGAUGAAGACGAUGCAGACAAGCCGAGAAAAAAGAAAAAGGCUGCAAAGAAGAAAAGCACAGGGCGUACGAUUCAUACAGUAUACGAGCCAAGCGAUAUUCGUCGUGGUUUCUUUACUGAAAUGGACAGUGACAUUCGUAAAAUUGACAUUCCCGAGCGUAUGCAGCUUAGAUCGACACCAGUUACACCAGCUACAGAAGAGGAGAUCGCGGAAGAAGCUCAAUGGAUCUACAAUCAAGCGUUUGUGCGGAAAAAUAUUUCAGUACAGGACUCUCACUUAACCGAGGAGGCAAAAACGCGUGCCAAGAAAGGUCCGCAAACUAUUGGAAAAAUCCAAAAAGCUCUGGAAUUCAUGCGCAACACUUAUCAAGAGGUGCCAUUUAUUGCCUUUUAUCGCAAAGAAUACGUUCUUCCAGAGCUAAACAUCAAUGAUCUGUGGAAGGUAUACAAAUAUGAUGCCAAAUGGUGCCAAUGGAACGAACGCAAAAAAGUGUUGUUAAAUCUUUUCCGCAGAAUGAAACGCUAUCAGGAGGAUCACAUAAUGAAAGAUAUAGAUGCACCUCUUCCCGAUAACAUGCGCAUCAUUGAGGAAGAGGACGUUAAGCAGCUCGAAGGCGUCCAAACGACCGAAGAACUGAAUGACUGCUAUCGUCAUUUCAUGCUCUAUUACAGUCAUGAGAUAUCAAAAAUGCAAGAGAUAGUUCGCAAAGAGGAGAAAGAGAAGCGUCGAAUCGAAAGGAUACAAAAACGCAAACAACAGAUCGCAGAUGCCGAAGAAGCUGGCGAAGAACCGCCUCCUGAAGAUCCCGAAGAAGAUGACGAGUAUGAUGAAUUUGAUGCGACGCAAAAGCACACUAUUCGCUCUGGUCCUUACUCAAUUUGUAAAAAGGCAGGAUUAGAAGAUUUGGCGAAAAAAUUUGGUUUGCCACCAGAACACUUUGCCAAAAAUCUUGCUGAAGAGUACCAAAUCUACGAAGUUGAUCAGGAGCCCAACGAACCUAGUGUAGUCGCUGCUGAAUUUAUUAGUCAAAAAUUCCAAACGACAGAAGAAGUACUAAAAGCCGCUCAGCUCAUGGUGGCAAUACAGCUUGCAAGGGAGCCUUUGCUGCGUGAGUCUGUAAGAAAGGUUUAUAAAGAAAAGGCUAAGAUCUCUGUUCGACCUACAAAAAAAGGCAUCAAGCUGAUUGACGAGAAUCAUCCGAUUAGCACGAUGAAGUACCUGAAGGGCAAGCCUGUCAGAGAUUUAGUUGGUGAUCAAUUUUUGAAACUAGUUAUGGCAGAAGAGGAAAAGCUCAUUGAGCUAUCCUUUUCCGAUAACAUCGAAGGUAGUACUACAAAUAAUUAUGUAGAACAAAUGAAGCAGCUCUACGUUAGGGACGAGUUUAGUAAAAAUGUCCAAGACUGGAACGCCCUGCGCGUAGGUAGUGUUGAAAUGGCUUUGACAAAAAUGGUGAUUCCUGAUUUGAAGAAAGAGCUUCGCUCAAUGCUGCUAGCCGAAUCCAAAGAGUGUGUAAUGCGCCACUGUGCACGAAAAAUGUAUAAUUGGCUUAAGGUUGCACCUUACAAGUGUAAAUUCCCCGACGAGGAUGAGGAAGACUGGGACACUAGUAAAGGUCUCAGGGUUAUGGGUCUUAGUUAUGUGCCUGAUUUUUCCGUCGCUUCGUUUACCUGCGUUGUUUCCCCGGAAGGUGAAGUUAUUGAUCAUUUAAAAUUGCCUCACAUAUUGAAGAAGAAAAAUAGUUUUCGAGAAAGCGACAAAACCAUGAAGGAAGCUGAUAUGUUGGCUCUAAGAAAUUUCAUUGCUACGAGAAAGCCCCACGUGGUCGUCAUUGGAGGUGAGUCGAGAGAAGCGACGAUGAUCGCCGAAGAUAUAAGAGAAGUUAUUACCGCGCUCACGAUGGAAGAGCAAUUUCCAAGUAUCAAUGUUGAAAUAAUGGACAACGAACUGGCUCGAAUCUAUUCAAACAGUCACAAGGGCGUGUCGGACUUUUUAGAUUAUCCCGAGCUCUUGCGCCAGGCAAUUUCGCUCGCUCGCCGCCUUCAGGAUCCUCUAUUCGAGUUCAGUCAGUUGUGCAACCCCGAUGACGAAAUACUUUGCCUGAAAUAUCACCCGCUACAGGAUCAACUGUCCAAAGAAGAUCUCAUAGAAAACAUCAACAUGGAGUUCGUGAAUCGUACGUGCGAAGUUGGCGUUGAUAUAAACAAAGCUGUCCAACAGCCUUACUAUUCUAGUCUUGUGCAAUUUAUCAGCGGUCUAGGUCCGCGUAAGGCGGCCAACAUUAUGAAAUUGUUGAAGCAAACGAAUCAGCGGCUCGAGAAUCGAUCGCAACUGGUCACGUUGCACCACAUGGGUCCGAAAAUUUAUAUAAACUGCGCAGGCUUCGUUAAGGUCGACACAAACAGCUUGGGCGACAGCACCGAGGCUUACGUCGAGAUUCUCGACGGCUCGCGUAUUCACCCCGAGACUUACGAAUGGGCUCGGAAGAUGGCCGUCGAUGCCCUGGAGUACGACGACGAGGAUGCGAAUCACGGCGGUGCCCUCGAGGAGAUCCUCGAAUCACCUGAGAGGCUCAAAGAUCUCGACCUCGAUGCCUUUGCCGAGGAGUUGGAGCGCCAAGGCUUUGGCAACAAGUGCAUUACCCUUUACGAUAUCAGGUCAGAGCUCAACAAUCGCUACAAGGACCUGCGGCCAACAUACCAGCCGCCGAAUCCGGAACAAUUGUUCAACAUGCUGACGAAAGAAACUCCCGAAACCUUCUACGUUGGCAAGCUGCUUGAGACUACAGUCGUCGGGAUAAGCUACAGAAAGCCAAAGGGUGAACAGCUGGAACAAGCCAAUCCAGUGCGUAACGACGAGACGGGUCUCUGGCAAUGUCCGUUCUGUCUGAAGAACGAGUUUCCCGAACUCUCCGAAGUUUGGAAUCACUUCGACACGGGCGCGUGUCCUGGCAAAGCUGUCGGAAUCCGGUUGCGUUUGGACAACGGCGUCUCGGGAUACAUUCACAUAAAGAACUUGUCGGACAAGCAUGUCACCAAUCCAGAGGAACGAGUACGGAUCGGAAAUCGGAUAUACUGUCGCAUAGUCAAGAUCGAGCCAGAGAGAUUUGGCGUGGAAGCGACGAGUAAAAGUAGCGACCUCGCUGAUAAAAACAACGACUGGAGGCCGCAGAAGGAUCCUUACUACGACGCAGAGGUCGAAGCCAAGGACAAUCUCGUGGAAGAAGAGGCGAAGAAAGUUAGUCAGCGUCAGAUGUACGUGACGCGCGUCAUUAUCCACCCGUCGUUCCGCAAUAUCACUUACGCUGACGCCGAGAAGCUCAUGCAGACGAUGCAGCAGGGUGAGGCCAUCAUUCGGCCGUCGAGUAAGGGCGACGAUCAUCUGACAGUUACGUGGAAAGUAACUGAAGGUAUUCAUCAGCACAUCGAUGUGCGCGAAGAGGGCAAAGAGAACAAAUAUUCGUUAGGACGUAGCUUGUGGAUUGGCAACGAGGAGUUUGAGGAUCUCGAUGAAAUCAUAGCCAGACACAUCAAUCCCAUGGCAGCUUAUGCUACAGAGUUACUUGAUUUUAAAUAUUAUAAGGGCAGUAUCAUGGGUUCGAAGGAAAAAUCAGAGGAACUUCUCAAGGAACAAAAGAAGGAGAAUCCAGGAGGUAUACCGUAUGUCGUUUCAGCGGCUAAGAAUUACCCCGGAAAGUUCAUGCUUUCGUAUCUUCCUCGUACUCGGUGCCGGCACGAGUACAUUUCAGUCACGCCGGAUGGUUUUAGAUUUAGGACAAACACAUUCUCGCGAGUCAGCGAUCUUUUCCGUUGGUUCAAAGAACACUUCAGAGAUCCGAUUCCAGGACAACACACUCCCAGCACACCUAGGGUAUACGCCAAUACACCUGGUGGCGGCGUAAAUAUAAAUGGCAUGAACCAGGAGGCGAUUCAACGAGUGGCGCAAAAUAUGCCGAGGCACAUGCUACAUUCGUUAUCACAAGUAGCCAACCAGACACCACAUUAUCCACAAACGCCUGGUGCAGCAAGCACAGCCACGGGAUACGGUACCGUGCAUGGUACGCCAUAUGCGAUCAACACCCCCUACACCCCUUCAGGUCAAACACCGUACAUUACGCCCUACCAGACGCCAGCGCAGCAAACUCCUGGCAGUCAUCAUGCAAUGUCGGGUGGUCCGUUUGGACAGAAUACGGAUUGGUCGAAAGCGGCUGCUGCUUGGGCUAGACAAUCAAAUGGAACUCCCAGAUCAUCAUCGAGCCCAAGAAGUAUGAGUCUCAGCGGAGAUGGCACACCACUGUAUGAUGAAAGUUGAGAAAGUGUAGGUUAAGGGUAUUUGCAUAAAAAUAAAUAAAUUUUUAUUAAUAAUAAAACAUAUGUUAUAAGAAAUGUUUAAAUGAAGGAAUAAACAUGUCUUAAGUGUAUCAUUUUUUUACCAAACAAAAAGCAAUUGUUAAAUACA
This is a messenger RNA of Copidosoma floridanum, 5778 nucleotides long. Its product is annotated as transcription elongation factor Spt6. Lineage: Eukaryota; Metazoa; Arthropoda; Insecta; Hymenoptera; Encyrtidae. Gene Ontology annotation, cellular component: transcription elongation factor complex. Gene Ontology annotation, biological process: transcription elongation-coupled chromatin remodeling; nucleosome organization; transcription elongation by RNA polymerase II. The record is from RefSeq and is a predicted model, not a curated record. Gene Ontology annotation, molecular function: histone binding; nucleosome binding; DNA binding.